Molecule: messenger RNA, 1733 nt
Organism: Grus americana (Whooping crane)
Lineage: Eukaryota; Metazoa; Chordata; Aves; Gruiformes; Gruidae
Gene: SNU13
Product: small nuclear ribonucleoprotein 13
Exons: 3
Coding region: 151-537 (128 amino acids)
Biological process (GO): mRNA splicing, via spliceosome; ribosome biogenesis; maturation of SSU-rRNA
Cellular component (GO): nucleolus; precatalytic spliceosome; box C/D methylation guide snoRNP complex
Molecular function (GO): RNA binding
Source: RefSeq, a predicted model, not a curated record
GGGCCCGCCUCCCGGCCCCCGCCCCCGGGCUCGCGGCCGCAUGACUUCCGGCGGCGACGCAGCGCGUAGGAGCGCUCCUGCCUCUUCCCCCUCAACGCGCUCGGGCCGAGAGGAGCGACCGGGCCGCGCCGCCCAGCCCAGGCCGCGGCCAUGAGUGAGGCAGAAGUGAAUCCCAAAGCUUACCCCCUGGCUGAUGCACAGCUCACCAAAACACUGCUGGAUCUUGUGCAGCAAUCCUGUAACUAUAAGCAGCUACGCAAGGGAGCCAAUGAAGCCACCAAAACACUGAACAGAGGGAUAGCGGAGUUUAUUGUGAUGGCGGCAGACGCGGAGCCCUUGGAAAUCAUCCUGCACCUCCCCCUCCUCUGCGAGGACAAGAAUGUACCUUACGUGUUUGUGCGGUCCAAGCAAGCCCUGGGCCGGGCGUGUGGUGUUUCCCGGCCUGUCAUCGCCUGCUCCAUCACCAUCAAGGAGGGAUCACAGCUAAAGCCUCAGAUCCAGUCUGUCCAGCAAGCUAUAGAAAGACUGUUGGUCUAAAUGCCCAUGAGUUUAAGUAUGUGUGUGGAAUAGGAAGGUUGAAGUCAGGGGGAAUUAAUGUCUAGCUUCAGUUGAGAUUAUAGUUUUGAUAUCAGUGUUUCAUUUCAAAACAGCCCAUUUUUGUUUAAUAACUGCUUAAUUCUUAGUGUUUCUGCUUCUCCUCCCCCCUCUUUUCUAUUAUUCCACUCCAACACAUCCAUUCUCAUCGUAUUACUUUUUGAAAAGUGAUUGUACAACUGUAUUUCCUGUUUGAUGUUUGAAAGGAAAAAAAAAAAUCCCCCUUAUCUCCAUGUUUGCCUGCUCAGGGCUUUUUUUAACCCACCCGUUAGCUUACUCUGUUGUAGUAUUUCUGCUAAGCUUCAGCCUCUAACAGGUGUGAGUAACUCUGUGUUUCUGAAUGGUUUAAGUUUAUUGAGGAUAAGGCAUGUCAGUUCACUGCACUGUGUGUGGGGUUCUACACACAGCAUAGGCAGACAGUGACUAUUGUGUAGCAGUGGACGGAGCCAAGCUCAGUACACACAGCACAACCCUUUUUCUUCUUGAAACCAGACAAGAGACUUCUGUAAGAGGGUGUAUGGGGAGCAGGAAUCUUAUGGCAGUGCACAAGGGGAAAUCUCGUAUCUUGCUUUUUUUUUUUUAAAUACUGACUUUUUAAGAAAAAUAAAAUUGCUGAUAAAGCUAAAUAUAGGAAUGUCCAUAAUUGUCACUCCCUUGGGGAAGCAUUUGCAAUUAACUGAAGUGUUCCUACUUGUUAAACUGCUCAGAGGUUGCCUAAAAGCUAUUGCAGUGCAGUAGUUCAUACCCUUUGGUUUUCUUUGUGUGGACUGUAUCAAGGAGUUUGGGCUUCCUAGGGGGUACUUAAGUACAAAACAUGGUAGAGAGCAGCUUGCUGUGGCUGACAGGGACCCUACAUCUGGCCAAUAAUUAUAAUAAUUAUCCUUUUAGAGAUACUACUGUACUAUAGUCACCUAACUGAAGAUAAACCCUGUGAGUCAUGGCCAAGACAAUGGGGAGCAAGUAAUUCUUCAGAUAAAAUAACCUGUGUCUCAAGAAGAGAAUACUAGAUAAUCUCAUGUUCUGGAAAAGCACGAAGCACCACCUGCGUUCUGUAUUAGUGGUGGUUUUAUGGAGCUCGCUUUAGUUAAAUGCAUAUUGUAUAAUAAAUCCACUUACUGCUCUGAGCAGAAGAAUCUAAA